CCCUGGAAGAUAUUGAUUUGACUCACGUAGUCAGGCUACAAACAUGGCCGUCGCGUUUUUGUGAUUUUGACGUUGUGACGGGUCAAGUAAUUUCAAAUAAUUUUAUAAUUUCUUGAAAUACUUUGUUAUAAUUUCUUUGCAAUCUCAUAUAAACCAGCAAAAAUGUCAGCUGGACCGUACAACUAUUCCUACAUCUUCAAAUACAUAAUAAUCGGAGACAUGGGGGUGGGCAAGUCGUGUCUCCUCCACCAAUUCACCGAGAAAAAGUUCAUGGCCGACUGCCCCCACACAAUUGGGGUGGAGUUUGGCACUCGUAUUAUCGAAGUCUCCGGCCAGAAAAUCAAAUUGCAGAUUUGGGACACGGCGGGACAGGAGAGGUUCCGGGCCGUCACGCGGUCGUACUAUCGGGGGGCUGCCGGGGCCCUCAUGGUCUACGACAUUACUCGCCGUUCCACCUAUAAUCAUCUAAGUAGCUGGCUUACGGAUACAAGGAAUUUGACGAAUCCUAGUACUGUUAUUUUCCUUAUUGGGAACAAGUGUGAUUUGGAGGGGCAAAGGGAUGUGACUUAUGAGGAGGCCAGCAAAUUUGCGGAAGAAAAUGGGCUGAUGUUUGUUGAAGCUAGCGCUAAAACAGGCGACAACGUAGAAGAAGCAUUCCUUGAAACCGCCAAAAAAAUCUACCAAAGCAUCCAAGACGGCCGUUUAGACCUGAAUGCUGCCGAAUCGGGUGUCCAACACAAGCCUUCACAACCUGGUCGUAAUAAUCUCAGCAACGACCAGCAAGCGAAUAAAGAUAAUUGCGCCUGCUAGUUAUUUUACCCUAACCUGGGGUCAAGAUUUCAAAUUUUUUUAAAUCUGUCAACUUGUUAGGAAUAAUUUAAUUUUGAAUCAUUUUGUGAUGAGGAGGUUUCACAUACCUUAGUCCAAAAUAAUUUAUUAUUCAUACAGUUAACAAUAACUAUUGAGAUUAUUUUAAGUUAAUAAAGCAAAAAGCACAUUAAGAAAAAAAAUGAAACGGAACGUUUAUAUCAAGUGGAUGUAGCUUUAGUAAUUUUUUUAUUACACUUAUUACAACACAGUUUCAGUUGAAAAUAACAAUAAAAAUAGGAGUUAAGAGGCGAAAACAUUAUUGUGGGAAUUAGGUCACUUAGCCAGGCACGGUUAUGUAAUAAAUAUAUGACAGAAGUGUUGUUAUAAUGUAGAUUAUAAACAAAGAUGUAUUGUAAAACAUUUAUGAAAGAAUGAAAUUGUUCUUGAUUCCGCUCCCUAGUGUGCAUACAGCAUAGGUCUUUUUGUUUUUAUAUUAAUAGCAAAUAAUUUAAUUUUUAUACUGUAUUUCGGGGGUAAAGAUCGAGUUAUUGUGGCUUAAGUCAGUUUGCUUCUCAACAUUUAAAUAAAUGAUUCCAAAUUGUUGCAACGUUAUUUUUAGUGAUGAUGUAUCUUUGUAUGUGAUGUAUUUAUUAUUGAAUCAUAUAUAUAAAAAAUAAUAUAGAUUAAGUUGAUGCAUUUUUGUAUUAUUUUAAUGUUAUGUAUUAUUAAUACACUUUUCUCUUAUUUU
Molecule: messenger RNA, 1558 nt
Organism: Tribolium castaneum (red flour beetle)
Lineage: Eukaryota; Metazoa; Arthropoda; Insecta; Coleoptera; Tenebrionidae
Gene: Rab14
Product: Rab14
Exons: 4
Coding region: 163-810 (215 amino acids)
Biological process (GO): Golgi to endosome transport; defense response to bacterium; phagosome maturation
Cellular component (GO): recycling endosome; phagocytic vesicle; Golgi apparatus
Molecular function (GO): GTP binding; GTPase activity
Source: RefSeq, a predicted model, not a curated record